Messenger RNA from Aphanomyces astaci, 2010 nucleotides. RefSeq lists its product as hypothetical. The transcript is spliced from 13 exons. The coding region runs from base 1 to 2010 and encodes 669 amino acids. Gene Ontology annotation, cellular component: cytoplasm. Lineage: Eukaryota; Oomycota; Saprolegniomycetes; Saprolegniales; Verrucalvaceae. The record is from RefSeq and is a predicted model, not a curated record. Gene Ontology annotation, molecular function: protein binding.
AUGGCGACCUCCAUGAAGCGAUUGACGACGGCAGACAUUACACAAGCCACGGGAGAGGAUGACCACCAUCGCGUUGUGGAAAUCGAGAUCAUCUUCGGGUCCUUCCACGAAAUCGAUGCCCUCGAAUCAUGCCCAAACCUGUGCAACUUUACACUGAUGAACACGAGAUUGCAGCGAAUAUGUCGUCUGGAGCCUGUUGCCCACACACUAACACGCCUGUGCCUCGCUGACCAAGAAUUGACCAAACUUGAAGCGCUGUGCCUCCCCCACUUGAGGCAAUUGCUCUUACAAAACAACCGCAUCGAGAUCAUUGAAAACCUUGACGGCGUUCCAAAGCUCCAAAAGCUGUGGCUGAGCGGCAAUCGCGUUCAAGUGAUACAAAACCUCCACUUUUGCACCGACCUGCGUGAGCUGUGGCUUCAGGACAAUGCCAUCGAGGCCAUCACUGGCCUCGAUCAACUCACAAACCUGCACAACUUGGCACUAGCCAAGAACCGAAUAGCCCAUUUUGAAGAGCUGUCGAAAUUAGCGAAUUUGCCAAACUUGUGCAGCCUGUCGCUGGCCGACGAACAUUAUGGCAUCAACCCCAUCACUGCGGAAACCGGGUACAAGAUCUUUGUGGUCAACCAGCUCAAGCAAGUGCGGAUCUUGGAUGGGCUGGAGAUUCAAUCCACGGACCAGCGAUUCGCCGAAGACGAGUACAUGCAGCGCGUGCUGGCCUUCAACGACAAGAUCGACAAUGUCCAGCGAAGCCAUGACCAAGAGAUGCUUCGCAUUGACUCGCGGCGGAAUCGUAGCAACACCCACGCCGACCUGCUUCAAGAGGAGCUGCUGGGAUCGUUUCGGGCGCUGGAAGAUGUGGUCACGAAGGGACGCAAGGCGAUGGCGGACGAACAUGCGCGGCACCAACUCAUGCGAGAAAAGCACACGACGGCGCUGCACCACAAACUGCAGAGUUUGCAGCAAGAUUACCUCGCCCAGCUCGACUCGUUGAUCACACAAAGUGUCUUGGCCAUGGAACACCAAGACGCGCUGUUUGAACUGCUCGAGCGGCGCGCCGUGGCGGAGGAAGAGCAGGCGUUGGCGGUCGCCCAGCUACAGACGUCUGCGACGACGUUCCACCACGUCGCCGAUUCCUCGCCCGACUUUCGGUACAUUGCCAGUCUGUUCGUCGGUCGCGACCCCAGUGAGGCCAGACAUAGGACCGACGACGACGUCGAUUGGAAGGUCCUACAGCUGUACAAGUGCCACACUUCCCUACGGCAGCAGCCCUUCUCCCCCGACGGCAAGCCAAGUCCGUCGGUGCCGCUCUUUCUGGCCGGCCAAGCCGCGCUCGUCCACUCGUUUUUCACAGACAAUGUCCUGCCGCCAUCCUCGUGGCUCGCCUCCGACCCCGCGAUCGCCACCAUCGGCCACGCUGACCACUGUCACAUGCUGGUGUGCCAUGUUGCGUCGACUGUUCAGGUGCAUGAAGUGCACGUGGAAGGGGGAGCGUGGGACGAACAGCUUCUCGUGCACACGGAGCGUCAUGCGACGCUGUGGACAAAAGUCCAUUUUCAUAUGCACAGUCGAGUCACAUCGGUUGUAUACCUUCCGCCAGCGGCGCCGUCAACGUCAUGUCCUUCUACCGUGGACGUUAUUCCUGUGUACUAUGCCGUGUGCGCUGCGACACCGUGCACAGUCGACGAAGCCGAGCUACAGAGAUUGCUGCACGACGCAGGCCAUCCCCCGUCGGUCGGUGGAGCAGCAUGUGGGACUGACAAAGACACGGCCGACGCCUUGCUUCAGCAAUGCCAAGCAAGGAUGCGGAAAGAGGUCGAAGCAUACCAGCGCCACCUCUGGGACGACUUGCAGCCCGACCGAAUACGCGUUCCCGAGGACGUCCAGUCGUUGCAGCAAGCUCUCGAUCACUUGCGUAGCCACAUUCAGGAAGAGCAAGACACACAGAAAUCCAUGUUGCGGCAGAUGAACGUACAGAAGCAACGGAAGGGACCGCCGCAGCUACCUUAA